Molecule: messenger RNA, 547 nt
Organism: Sphaeramia orbicularis (orbiculate cardinalfish)
Lineage: Eukaryota; Metazoa; Chordata; Actinopteri; Kurtiformes; Apogonidae
Product: major facilitator superfamily domain-containing protein 2B-like
Exons: 5
Coding region: 38-547 (169 amino acids)
Biological process (GO): lipid transport; carbohydrate transport
Cellular component (GO): plasma membrane
Molecular function (GO): symporter activity; sphingolipid intramembrane carrier activity
Source: RefSeq, a predicted model, not a curated record
CAAGUACGGCUGUCGUCUCACACACAGUCUCUCAGCCAUGACCAAAGGAGAGAAGGGAGCACAGGGCUCAGCGGGGAAGUUCAUCAAACCUACUGAACCGCUCUUCCCCAAAACUCCACACCAGACUGACUUGAGUCAGAAGUUGUCGAUAUCCAGUAAACUGUGUUUCGCCAUUGGCGGUGCACCCAAGGAGGUAGCUGCCAGCGCCACAGCCUUCUUCCUGCAAAUCUACCUGCUCGAUGUCGCUCAGAUCAACGCCUUCCAGGCCUCCAUGGUGCUGUUCAUCGGUAAAGCCUGGGGGGCUGUGACCGAUCCAAUAGUUGGAUUCUUCAUUACAAAGACCAGAUGGACCAAGAUCGGCAGACUCAUGCCCUGGAUGGUGGGUUGUACUCCAUUUGGUUGUCGCCUACUUCUACCUCUGGUUUGUCCCUCCUUUCAUCAACGCCAGGUUCAUUUGGUACCUCGGUUUCUACUGCCUCUACCAAACCCUCAUCACUUUAGCCAGGAAAGGCCAGCUGUUAUCAUUCAGGAGGGUCACGAUCUGUAA